This is a messenger RNA of Mesorhabditis spiculigera, 1020 nucleotides long. NCBI's taxonomy places the organism in Eukaryota, Metazoa, Nematoda, Chromadorea, Rhabditida, Rhabditidae. The record is from the annotation of a GenBank genome assembly.
AUGGGCAACGUCACCCUGUUGGUCAACACCACCGCCGAGCUGGACCUCGAGACGAAUUUGCAGAUUUUUAUAGUCACAACGAUGAUCAAUAUUUUGGCAUUGUAUAUUAUUGUAAUGAGGACGCCGGCGCAUAUGCGGGCUUAUGGACGAGCGCUGGCAAUCUAUCAGACACUCGGAUUCAUGGCCGGAAUUCACUUGGGGGUGAUUAUCGCCGUGAUGUUCCUGAUUCGACAUCAAGCGAUUAUGCCGGAGGUUCAUCCCUUGAAGCUGGCCCCACGUAUAAACUACACCUUCUAUGCCGUGAUCCAAAUGCUGCCCUAUCUUCACAUUGGCCUCUUUUUCUUUGAAGUCUUUACCAAUGACGAUCAACCGUCGGCUAAGAAAUAUUAUAAAGAGAAAUACCCAUUCUUACGUCGUUUCAUCGACGUGGACACUUUUUACGUGUUUACACCGGAAGUCGGCACCCUGGUGGUGGCAAAUAUCUCGAUAUGGAUCGCGUUUUUUAUUGUUGCUGUUUUUGGGGCGUGCGGCUCGAGUUUCCACGUGCUGACACACCGAAAAACGAUGAUGAGCGCGCGGACGUACAAAUUACAGCAGCAGUGGAUUAGCAAGUGUAUUUUACAGGUCGCGAUCCCGUUGAUAACCUUCCUAUGUCCGGUUUUCUUGUCCUUUUACAUCUAUUUCACCGAUGCUAUUCACUUAACAGGAUUAAUGCCGGUUGCCGUUUCUGUACUUGGACAGCACGGCUUUUGCUCUACCGUAGUGACGAUGUUGCUCUACCGACCUUAUCUCGUCUACCUCAAGCAACGAACCUGGGAUUUUUUGGCCUUUACCUUGCCUUUCCUAUUCGAGCCUCGUACUUUUGCGGGACUGGAAGCGGCGACGAUAGUAUUCCGACGUAGUCAGGACGGUUAUAUGCGACGCUUCUCCUUAGUGGCUCGAAUUGUCGCCACACGUCAUCACUUCAAUCAGCAAUUUUCACAAACCAAUCAGAAUAUCAUAGGGGUCACCACUCCUGAA